Messenger RNA from Gryllus bimaculatus (two-spotted cricket), 375 nucleotides. The record is from the annotation of a GenBank genome assembly. Lineage: Eukaryota; Metazoa; Arthropoda; Insecta; Orthoptera; Gryllidae.
AUGACUUUGCUCGUGUGUGUUUUGCAGGCACGGCGGGUCCCCAUGUGGCAAAGGACAGUGCGGAGCAAGGCAGCCGAGUGCAAGAACAUUACCAACGCUUCAGACAGGGAUGUUGCGGCCGUAAAGAGUUAUUAUCGCCAUUUAUCCGAAAACGCUAAGUGCUUGUUGAAGUGUGUGUACGAACAACUAGGUAUCAUUCGUGACAAUCACUUCAUUGAUCAAAAGGAGGGACUUCAAUUAUUUCAUCAGUACUUUGCCCAUGAUAAAAUGACACUAAAACUUGGAAUGUUAGUGGUGGGCAAAUGUUUAGCGCGAGUUACUAGCUUUCCCAAGUCAAAACCUCAAUUUUUAGCUCAAGGAUAUGGAGAUCGUUAA